CGCUGCUCAGUCAGUUUCAGGAACGCGAUGAGUAGACAUCGAUGUAACGCGUUGUCGUUGUUUCCAUCAUCAUCAACAGCAGCAGCAGCAGCAGCAGCCAGUGGAAAGGAGAAAUAGGAAAAUCCAAGCAAGCAAGCAGGAGUGAAAGAGAGGAGCAUAGCCAAAUGCUCCUGUUUAGUAACUGAACGAAUAUCGAGAGUGAAGGAAAGAGGCAUACUUUGAGUUUCGAAAAGAAUUACACGAAGAAGCGCAGAAUAAGAAAAAGUGUCUCUUUCUAAAUGUUGUGCGAAAAGUGAAAAAAUUCCAAGCCUUGUUUCAAAAAGUGUAAUUAUAGUUUGGUUUGCUCUACGUUAUAAAAUCAAUAAAGUAGCUAAUCGAGGAGAAAUAGCAAGCAGAUUACUACCUAGCGACAUCGCCGUUCCAAUAUUCGAUGCCAAAUUGGAUUAAAAGGUUCAUUUCCGGUUCGCGAUUCUACCUCGUUCGAAGUGGAUAGAGAGAAAAAAAAUAGCUCAAGAUACACAGAUUGCAGAAUAAAAAUUGUUGAAAAAAAAAAAGAAUUGUUGAGUGUUUGCGAUUCAUAGCGAUUGCGGAAAAAAUUGCAUCUUACGAAAUCUUUAUGGUAAAGUGUGUGUGAAUUUGAAGCGAAAAAGGUAAAUUGAGCAAAAAAAAAUCAGUGAAAUUUUCAUGAUCCAUUCAGUCUAGAGCAAAAAAAAGUCGAAAGUUUUAAAGUUAUCCCUCGCAUUCAUUAAAUUCCCGGGUCACCAGUUCUCGUCUCUGCUCGCGUCCGUGUUCAGGAAGUCGACGUCAUCAGGCGGAAAAACUUCCUGCUGCUGCUCGAAAUAGUGCAGCUGGAAUGGUUCCACCCAAGCAGAUCCGGAGUCUCGAUCGUAACGUAUGAGAGCCAGAGUCUGAGAGGAGGGAAGAGUGAGAACGUAUCCCGGAUUCUCCAGUUCUAGGGGAUGAGAUCUGGAGUGCUGUCAGCAGACCACUCCGAGAUCCGUGGUCCAUGUACCGCUAGAAAGUGUGUUUUUACUGUGAACAAGUGCUCGCAGUUGUAAAAAAAAUAUUUUGUUUUCCGAAGCGAGAAAGCAAAGUUAAUUAGAAUUAUCCGGAGGGGUUUUCUCGUAAAGUGAUUUAAAUCCGUCACACAGGAAGGAAAGCUUAAAUCAAGGCACAGUGUACGACGCGUUGAAAUGCGUUGAUCCGGAUCAUCUGCCUGGAUGCUGUUCUAGUGAAGGCUAGAAAGCAUUCGCCUGGAACGUCUCUUCCCGAGUCUUCGAUGUCCACGUUUUUGUAGAGAAGAGUGUGUUCAUCUCAGUGGUUUUGAAUAAGUGUAAGUGUGCAAUAUUUUUCUCGUUGGUGUUUCGCCGAAAGGAGCCACAACAAAGUGCGUUUUAUUUUGGCAAAGCCGCGUCUUCAGAAUCCGCAAUUUCCGGGACGAAAAUUACGGCGGUAAGAGAGGGCGGUCAUCGUCCGAGCGGUGAUGUAACAACCGCGGAAGCAUCACCACCCCGUAUGCGGUCGCCGCCACUCGUGAUCGUCGUGAUCAUCCUGAUCCUGGCCGGUCAGUACGGUCGCUCGGUCGUCAAACCCGGUCAAUCUGCACCACGCGUACGAGAAUUUCCCAAAAAAAGAUUUACGCCGUCAGUUUGUAUCCUCCAACGCGCGUUUCUAUCCCUAUGUCCCUCGAUGCCUGCUGCACUCGGUGUAUUAUGUGGUAAGUGCCCCUUCGUGGAGUAUUGAAAAUUAUCGGCCCCAACCGAAAAAGUCGUCUCCAUGAAGCACCUGAGGCACAAUGGUACGCGAGACUCGACAUCUUUGGGUUGGAAACUUGCCCGAAACGGUACGAGAGGAAAGAAUACGAGAGCAUUUUAAAAGAUAUGGCAGAGUUCAAAGUGUUAGAAUUAUCAUCUCUUCAACGUACAAUCCCACCUCCGCAUCUGCUGCGUCUACUGGCACCGGCGAAUCAGCGUACAAAGAUCAGCAGUUGCUGCACGGUGAUAACCACCCCCACAACGGACCCAGCCUGCAUCUGGUGGCAGGGCAAGAUUUCGAUAGUUCCACCACACCCACGGUUGCGGCAUCCUCUUCCGCUUCCUUCACUUGUACUGCGUCUUCGCCGUCAACGGCAUCUGCUGCAGGAUCAGCAGCCCAUUCUGCCGAUUUUAGUGCUAGCAGUAGUUAUAGUAGUAGUAAUAAUCAUAGUGGUAGUCAUAAAAAUACUUCUAGCGUACCGAGUAGCAGCUGUAACGGCGGCAAUGACCUGGUCAUCAAUGUCUGCGCGACAAUCGCCUUCAUGGACAUCAAGUCUGCUUCGAAAGCUCAUACCGCCGAACACAAGUUUGACGAUCGUAUUUUGACCACGGAAUAUUAUGAACCUCCGCUGCACACUAUGCCUCCGACAGUGGGCCCGACGGCUGGUAGUGGUAGCGCAAGUUGCAGUACAACGACCCCUGGUGAUAGUAACUGUAUCAGUGUUCCUAGUAGUACGGUCCAAAAGCACGCCAGCGGCAACAGCGUCAACUGUGGAAGCAUCGUUAGCAACUCGGGAAGCAACCUACAGUAUUCUCCACCCUCUGGUAUCCCUUUCAUGCAAUCCAUCAACUCAGUGAUGACGUCCGCUAUAGCCAACAGUAGUAACAAUUGCGCCAAUGGUGGUGGCAAGUCCGAGGUAUCGAGUGCGAAAAUGCUAGGGCCUAGUGACGAACACGGUUCGAUCUAUGAUAAUGGUACCAAUGCUAGUAACUGCACCGGAGGUAACAGCAGGAGUAUGAGCAUUACCCGUUCGCAAGGUGGGGGUACCAUUGGCGACGACCAUUCGCAUGGUAACUGCAACAGCAGUAACCUGAGUAUGAGCGGAGGAAAUGGUCGAAGAAUAUCUGCCACGAACUACCCUCGGGAACCAUCGGAUGGGGGGCAAGGUAUCGGUAUUCGAGGGCGGCAACGUGACCGACAGCACUACCGCAACGGUCCCUAUUCGACACUUCCAGAGAGAUCGAACCCAAUCAACCAUCACCGGAUAUCGUCCAGCAGCUGGUACGGCAAUAGCAGCAACAGUGGUGGGGGUGACAAUCUAGCAGCGAUCAAUCAACCGCAAUCAACUGGUGUCUUGUUGUCACCGCUCGCUACACCAUCUACCCGCAAUAUCAUCUAUAGUGCCGCCACCGCCGCCGGUGGUGGUCAACAGGAUCAUUCCAAUCAAACGUCGUCAUCGUCGUUGGCGUCGACCAUAGCGCCGAAUACCACUACUAUCAUCGGAGCAUGUGGAUCCGCCAUUGGCAGUGAACAGCAGAGCGAGCGCAGCAACGUUGUGGGCAUCAACAUUAACAACAACAGUUAUGAUAAGUUCAACUUGAAGAAACGUCAGAAAUCUCGCUCGUCUGACUCGGAAUCGCCUAGUGACGGAGGACACCAUCACCACCAGCAGCAGCAGUCGUCAUCGCAUCAUCAUCAUCACUCACACCACUCGCGACAUACGCCCCCGCCGGUCCCAUCUGCUGUACCCCACCAUCACCACCAUUCGCAUUUGAGCGGUCAUCACAACCACAACCACAUCAUCGGUACCACUACUGCUGGUGGCAGUUUCGGUCCCCACUCGCACAACAGCAGAAGCGAUCGGUCCAACUCAAGGUCCAGGUCGCGAUCACCCAGUAGUUCUUGUUCCUCUACCAACAGUACCACUACCAGCCAAUCGAACGAAACUUCGUCGACUACAAGAAGUCCUGCGAAUCUUGCACUUGGUGGUAGCGGUAGCAGUGGUCCAGUGGGUAGUGUUGGACGGGAAAGGCGAUCGGAGCGGAUAGAUCGUGACUCAGCGACAAUUCGCGGAGGCUUACAAUCGGCUGUGACAGUUAGUAGCAAUAAUAAUGGCAGCAGCAGCAGCUCCGGUGCCAGUAAUAGCAGUGGUUCGGGAGGUGGCAAUUUAAAUUGUCAUUCGGAAGACAAUCGACCAUUGGCUAUUUGCGUGCGUAAUCUUCCGGCCCGUUCGUCCGAUACCUCGCUGAAGGAUGGUCUGUUUCACGAAUACAAAAAACAUGGCAAAGUAACAUGGGUGAAGGUGGUUGGUCAAAAUACCGACCGGUACGCGCUAGUGUGCUUCAAGAAGCCAGAGGAUGUUGAGAAGGCUUUGGAGGUGUCCCACGAUAAAUUGUUCUUCGGUUGCAAGAUUGAAGUAGCACCUUACCAGGGCUACGACGUUGAUGAUAACGAAUUCCGGCCUUAUGAAGCGGAGCUGGACGAAUAUCAUCCCAAGUCCACCCGAACGCUUUUCAUUGGGAACCUUGAGAAGGACAUCACGUCGAGCGAACUUCGCAAACAUUUCGACUGUUUCGGCGAAAUUAUUGAGAUUGACAUUAAGAAGCAAGGUGUGAGCGCAUACGCGUUCUGUCAAUAUUCGGACAUUGUGAGUGUAGUGAAAGCCAUGCGUAAAAUGGACGGUGAACAUUUGGGCAGCAAUCGAAUCAAGCUUGGAUUUGGUAAAUCGAUGCCCACCAAUUGUGUAUGGAUCGAUGGCAUUGCGGACAGUGUUAGCGAAGGUUAUUUGAAAACACAAUUUGAUCAUUUCGGUGCGGUUUCCCAAGUUACUAUCGAUCGCGAACGGAAACUUGCGCUAGUGUUUUUUGAACAGGUCCAAUGCGCGCAAUCCGCGGUGAAGGAAAUGCGCGGUGCGACAUUACGUGGCAGAAAACUGCAAGUGGAUUUUGCCUCUCGUGAGUGCCAAGACGCGUUUUUCGACAAGUUGGACAAACAGUCGAGUACUUCGUUCGGUUCUCCACGGUUCGAGUCUGGCUCAGCGGGUAGAUACAGCAAUAGUCGCUACUUAGAAACUUCCACUCGGAAUAGGGCCACUUCGUUCAGCCGGCCGGGCAAUCCAAUCAGUCUCGGGGGAGCCGUAUCUCCCCGACUUGACCCCUCUCCGGCGAGUCGGGGUGGCGCUGGCGGUGGUUCUAGCACAAGAUCUCGAAUCGUGCGCUAUUCAAGUGAUGAUUACUAUCUGGACGGUGGAGCCAACCCUCACAGCACCAACAACGAUCGGAGGUUUCGUAACUACGAUGAGUACAGUCAAGGAUCGGGUGCCAGUUCCCAUGAGGAUGUGUACGAACAUGAUAGUUAUAAUAGCGGUCAUACGAGGAGUAGUGUACAUGAUCGGCUCCAACCUCCGCCGGUAUCGGACUCACCUCCACCACCCGUGACGUCCAGUAGUCUAUCGUUUUCGAUACAAUCCCGCCUGGGAGAUGUAGAACCUGUAGUUGGCCAAAGCAGAAAGCGAAACGAAAAAAGUCCAGGUGAUAUACGAUAUUUACAAAAGGAGAGAGUACAUAUUUUAGAGCAAUUAGAAGAAUGCCCGUCCAGUGGUGAUGAGUUAGUGAGUCCAAAGAAACGUAUCAAAUACAAUUCAGAUGCUCACCAUGGCAGUAGCAGUGACCCAUCUGAUCAUCAUCAUCCUCAUUAUGCAUCUUCUACUGCUUCUGCUGCCGCCGCAACGGCAAAUGAUGCAGUGACGAGUGGUUCGUCGUGUGAUCCAGUAAUGGCAACCGGUGGUAGCAAUAGCGGCGGAGCGAGCGGCGGUGGCGGCGGUGCCGGACAUCUUCACUAUAAUAGUAAUAACAGUAGCAGCAACCAUUACAACAGCAGUCAUCACCACCACCACCAUCAUAACAGUAGCGAUAAUAGUGUACAGUCCGGGUUUUCCUCUUCCUCCACGGCCUCGCACCACCGAAAAUGCGUUGAGGUUCGGCGACUUUCGGACUGUAUUCUGCAGCAAUCAAAAUCGUUAUCAAGCCAAUCAACGCCUUCAUCUAUGCAUAGUAAUAAUAAUAGCAGAAGACCGUCCACUGAGAGCAGUUCGUUGCAUCAAAGACAUGGUAGCAGUAGUAGUAAUAGUUCUUCCAGUUUACAACAAUCACACCUAGAUAGCGGACAUCUCUAUUCGCAUUCGUUGAACAAACGACGGAAAACAAUCUUGAACAGUGACAAUAGUAUGACUGUUAUUGCAAGUGCGGGAACUCCCUCGGUUUCCGCCAAUGAACACCACCAUUCGUCGCGUGGUCGGGGUCAUCAGCUGCAUUCGAUACAUUCGCACGAAGCAAGCGGAGGGGAGAGCGCCGAUGGUUCACGGCCGGGAACACCUCUUUGUGAUGAACGACCCGAGAACCUGCCGCCAAGCGAACCACGACGAAUACCUGCAAGUCGGACGUACAAUCAAGAACCAAUGAGUCUGCCUUUGCCACGAUUUGCGAUACAGUUCCUGCAACAAUAUCGUUUGCAAAACCAGCAGCAGUCAACAGCAGUAGCGUCUGUAACUCCAACCCUGUCGACGACAGCAAGCAGCGCUGUAUCCUGUCCGUCGUUGAGUCAAUCCUCGUCAACGUCAAUAUAUUCCACUGUGACUAACUCAUCCGUGUCACAGCCAACACAUACCGCCGCGUCCUCUAGCGGUGUUCUCAGCAGUCUACCUUCACUGUUGUCUAAUUCUAGUCUACCCAAUAGCGCAAUGUCGAGUCCGCCUCCGAUGCACGCGACAAAGCUUUCGCUUAUCAUACCCUCGAACGUAUGUCCGAGUAACAAUUCGACAAGCGGGGAUACCCCGGCUAGUGCAUCGACAUCGACCAGUCUUGAACAUGGUGGCGGUAGCCAAGCACCAGCUAGUCCUUUGCGGGCGCCAUCUGUCAGUUCCAAUUCUAGUGAUUCCGAAGCUGGACCUUCUACUUCUCCUUCUUUGGAAGAACGAAUCAAUCGAUUGGACGAACUGUACGAGAAAUGGUCCGGAAGCAGCCAAACUAGGGCAAACAACAAUGCGGCUGGCGAUCAUCACUUUAAUGAUCGACACCACAAUCACCAUCUAUACCACCACAACAAUCAUGUCAGCAUAGGGGCGACAACGGGAAGCUUGAACCAAUCACCUAUAUCCAACGUAUCGUCAUCUUCCACAUCGUCGUUCCGGCACAGAUUCCUAGAACUUGAUGUUCACGAAGUCCCUCCAUCCGAUAUCGUGAAGUCGCUUCUCUCGCGAAAGUCCAUCUUCGACGAAGAUCUCAAGCGAUUGGAGAACAUCAGCGACAAGUAUGAGCCCGGUGCUUUCGCAAAUUACUCCAAACCCACUAUCAAUCUGACUGCUAUCGUUGGAUCAACAACGAGUUCCGCUACCGUAUCGCCGGUAAACACUAUCAUUGCAUCGCAAUCUCCACUACAUGCGCUUAAAGCUCAAACUCCACCGGCAUCUGGUUUUCAGCGGCUCGGAGGUAGCUGUAGUACAUCUGGAUCGCCCAUGAACAGUCCACAGCCAUACAACAGUCCCAAUCCGUCUGUGAAGUCCUGUCUACAGUAUCCGUUUCCAAGCCAUCCGCCGACACUACCACUGGCAGCAGUCACGACGUCUACCCCCGGUAGUACUACGACGACUACAGUGUCGUCGAUGGGCUCGAUGACUACCACCACCGGUAGUACGAACAUCGGAACGAUCUCAACCUUCUCUACCACUACAGCCAAUUUAAGUUCCGUUCCUUCUUCUUCUUCCUCUCCGCUCACUACUUGCACGAGUGCGUUGGCUAUUCCUACGCUAAGUACAUGUGCAACCACCAGCUGCUAUUCUAGCACAGCAACACCAACAACAACAGUUGUAGCAGCAGCUCUAGCUCCAGCGGCGUUAGCUUCGUGCAAAAGCAGCAUUACGGCCACCUUAGCAAAUAAACCAAAGACCAAUGUUUUAAAUAAAAGUAUUAGUUUAACAGAAAAAGCAAGUACAAAUAUUAGUAGUAACAACAGUAAUAAUUUAUCGAGUAAUAAUAAUGUAACGAGUACUAUCGGUAGUAGUAGUAGCAUUAGUGCCAGUGAGUCCUUAUCGGUUACAACUACGACGACAUUUACUGCAACGACAACGAGCCUAGCAACACCGAAAGUAUCCUCAACGAUCUCUUCUUCUUCUUCUUUGUCCGUAUCGUCGGUAGACACGGUUGUGACAGCCAGCAAUGUCGCAGAUGCAGAAGCUUCAGCAGCAGCUGCGAAGUCUUCUACCACCACCACUACGACGCGGUUGCCCGCCUCGUACAGUUUUAAAAGCACUACAAUCACUUCGACUCCGCCCGGUAGUACAAAUUCCGGUACUGUGCGAUCAAGCAGCAUACCAACACCGCCGACGAACGCCACUCCCACAGAGGAGGUGCAUCUGCAUUCCACUAGUUCUAACAAUAACCAUAGUAAUAGCCCAAAAAAUAGUGAGAAAGAGGACAAGUCAUCGAGUGGCAGCAACGUGUCUGGUGGAAGUAGUAAACACCACAAAGAUCGACGGAAACUAUCGACAUGUUCAACGAACUCCGGCUCUGCCAUGCCACCAGCUGCGAUGCCUACUACCUCCUCUGGCACCGCUCCUUCGUUGCCAGAACCGAAAUCGAGUGAGAGUUUGCCGACAAGUGAUAACGAUCAAUCUCAUCCUCAUCAUCAUGUUGCGGUCAAUGCAAGGCACACGAAAUCUAAUAAACUGAAUCAUCACCACAGUCACAGACAUUCCAGUGACAGUUGCAGCAGCAGUUCAAGCAGUCUGGCAUCGACAGCCACCCAGAAAAGCCAUCAACGGGAUACGUCCGACGACAUGAACGACUUCGAUCGUCUCAAGCGGGACAUGUUGCUGAACUCGGUGAAGGAUUCACGAAGUGGUGGAACUUCUGGUCGCAAAGAGAAGGAUCGCGAAGAGCAACGAGACAGAGAGAAGGAACACAAACAAGAAGAUGAUCGUACUUCGAGAACGGAGAAAGGAGACCAGCGUCGUUUACCAUCGGAGCGGCAAGAGAAAGAACAUGAAGAUCAAAAACGGAAAGAAGAACAAGAUGAUCGCAAAAGAUCGAGUGAGCAGCAGGAGAAGGAGUUCUUGCGGGAGCGCCAAUCGCAAAAAGAGCGAAGCGAAGAGAGGGAGAAGGUUGAGCGCGAAAAGCGGAAUAAGGAUGCCAGAGUUGAUCAUGAACAUGGAACAACAACUACAAGCAAAGGUGCUGAUGCUGGGGAUUAUGUAACAGCCGCUCUAAAUAAACGCCAAAUAAACCAUCACCAUGAAGAGCGACGUGGUCGCGUUGAUUCGACGGGAAGUAGUUCUCCUAGUAGGAACACAUCCAAGCGCAGGUUCAGUUCACAGGAUAGCAAUGACUCACCUCAUGACGAUGUCAACGUUUUGAAAAGAUACAAGCAGAACGAUGAAGAUAGUGGGCGUAAUGCGACGGAAGCGCGGGACACUGGAAAGGAUGGACGGAAAGACAAACAUCCCAAAGGCCAUAACCGUGCGGAGAAAUCCUUCAAAUCGUCGUCAGUUUCCUCUAGUUGUUCAGAGACAUCCUUCACACAGCCAAACGCCCUCAACAUCGGUGGUAAACAACAAGACAAUCUCGACGCAAAACAACAAUUUUUGUUGGAAGAACGUCGAAAGGAAAUGCCGUUCAGUGGUGAGGAUCAGAUCCAACAACACAAUCAUCAUCGGAAAAAGGAACGCUAUCACGAGAAGCACAAGUCCAAGAAGGAUCGUGAUGCAUCCAGAGACAAAGAGAACACCCAAAGUGCGAAUUUUGGAAUGGACACCUUCGCCGACCAUCGCUCCACUAGUGACGAUGAUGACCACGCCCAUAUGCGUCUUAAAAAGGAUCGAAGCAAUUCGAAGGACUACAGAAAACAGUGUCAUGGGGAAAGUGGCGGAGAGUACAAGAAGUAUGAGCGUAAACAUAGUCGCGCAGAAUCAUCCGCGGACGAGGAAGGGAGAAAGAAGAAAACACGACCGAACAAUAAUCGAACCAAGACUGCCAACGGCAGUUCGGAUACGGACGAUUCGGACGAGCCAAAGAAACAUUCGAUCUUCGACAUAAUCGACGAAGGUCCAAACAUUUCGAUGUACGAUAAGGUGAAAGCCCGAUCGUGUAAAAAUAUGCAGAAGCACGAAGAGGAGAAAAAAAUCAAAGCCAAAUUUUCCAAGCUCAAGCAGAGCCGUGCAAAGCGGGAGGGUAAGAACCGUUCCAAGAGUUGGGACGAAGAUUCUGACUCGGACGGGAUGAACUCGGACACGAAUUCUGUAAACAGCAAGUAUAACCAUAAAGAUCAGCUGAACAAAAGUGGAAUGAUCACGACGUCUGACGACGAGGAUCAUUUGCCAUCGACUCCCAGAUUCAGACGACACAUGAAGGAUCUGGCUUCCGAUUCGGACGAGGAAAACAAUCGCAUCCAGACGAAUCGUGACCGGCUGAAUAACUUGUGCGACGAUGAGAGCUCUGACGGAGAACAUUCCACCAAACAGCAGAUAACUCAGACAUCUCGUCGAAGUUCGGCGGAGAAGAAAAUUUCUCGGAAAAACUCACGUUCGACUCGGAUACAAUCGGAUUCCGACACCGAGGAUGGUAGCACUCCUGCUCGCCAGAAACUACCGACUACGAAAUGUGAGAAUAAACACACGGAACAAAUUGGACAAACGGUAGACAACGAAAAGUAUCUUUCGUCCGUUCUGAACAUGGACGUCAUAACGGUGAAGGCAGAAAUUAAGCGCGAAGAAGGAGGAGAUGUGCAAGAGGAUGUCACGAAGCCAAUCAUCAAGGUAGAAACUAAAGUUCAACCUCCGUCCGCUCUGAUCACUAGCGACGUAUCUGAUGACGAUGCUGUGAAGAGCGUCGUGAAAUCGGAACUCAUCCCGAGUACCAUGAUCAAACGCGAGCCAGCUGAUGAAGUGUUCAGCAGCUAUACCAAGCAACUGUCGUCAGGUCGAAACUGUGAGGCUUCUUCGGAAGGCGAGCAGAAUGCUUCAGCGCAGGUGUCGACUGUCAAGAUUCAGGAUACGGUAAACUUUGCCGUCGAACAGUUGGCAUACGGCGGACACUCGGAGGCUAAGAAAAAGCACAAGAAGAAGCAGAAGCGCCACAAGACUUUUGAGGGAACUGAAGGCGAACUUAAGAGCGAGAAAACUCAUUCCCCGUGCGACGAGGAAGGUGGUGGUGGUGGUACUAUGGGUUCAAUGUUCGAUGAACCAAGGAAGAACUUGGAUGAUCACAGCAGUAGCACCAAGAAGAAACAUAGCGGGAGAAAAGAGAAACGGCGGGAGCGUUCGAAGGAAGAGUACGAGAAGUCGGGAAAAUCUAAGAAGUCCAAAAAUAAACACAAAGAAUUCAACAAACUUUCGGAGGUGAUAGUUUCGAGCAUGAAAAGAGAGGACAAGAUGGAGGAUAUUUUUGGUCCUAUUUCGGACGAAGAAUCACACCAUUCAUCGGUCGAAACGGAGACAUCCGCAAGGCAGGAUUCGAUCGAUUCGGAACCGAAGGUUGAAGAAGAAGUAAAGUCUCCAGUAGACCACCGCAAUGAUUGCGAGACGAGUGAUAAGGAGAAGAUAAAGGAAGACUCCCGAAGACGGAAGGAGAAGAAACGACGAGAGCGUGAGAAGUUGCGGGCUGCGAUUACGAUGAAGGAGGAAGAGAAUAGCGUAGACCUUGACGAAGCAGGUCGUGCUCUGGAAGCACAGUUGAUGAGCGACUCUGAUCAGAAGGCUGAAGAUGCAUCGCCCGCAUCAACCGUCACGACCAGUGGCAAGCGAUCUUCUGUUGAUGUGAUGGAUGUGUUUCGAUUCACCGACGGAGACGAUAGUAUGGAGACGUCGUUCAACGAGAAGAAGGAAUCUGACCAUGGUCGUAAGGAAAAGAAAAAGAAGAAGAAGCGUGGCAAGGAUGAGAAACAUAAGCAUCAUCACAGCAGCAGCAGCAGCAGUAACAAUAACAAUCACGUGGACAGUUCUCCCGCAAACACAAUCACGCAAACGUCGAACAAGCUGUCUUUGGACAUUACUUCUGCCCUACUGGACGAUUCCAAGCACAACAUUAGCAAACCCUCGCCAAGUUUACCCUGUUUGCUGGAUGAAAGUCCACCAUCCUCAAAUAUGCAGCCGGCGCUACAAAUAGCCGAGUCCAACCCAGUUGAACCAUCGUCAUCGGUGCCAAUCUCGACUGCUUCGGAUACGCUACCCAUCUCUCCUGUGUCCAGCAAGACGGAAGAAGCACAAUUUGUGACAACAAAGGAUGACAAUCAGUUUAUGCAGUCUCCUGAAUCAAGCGCAUCGUUACAGUCAAAGCGUAAGCAGGAAAAACUCAUACCAGGAUUCGGAUCGGAGAUAGAUGAACACAUUCACCAGAAAGCGGUUUUGUCUAUUUCCGGUGAGUUCAUCACUGAGAAGAACAUCAAAGAUGAGCUCAAAUCAUCCGAUACGGAUGAUUCUCUGAAGCAUCAUAAAUCAGACGAUUUGAAGAUUGAAGAAAAAUCAAGAGUUGUGAUCUCACAGGAGGAGACCGAAGAUGCGGUUGCUGCCCUACUAGGAGAAAGCUUUGGAACAUCGAAUACACCUGAUUUUUCGAUUGAUUAUUCUAUCGAUCAAGCUGAUGAGUCUUCCUCGCAACUAAUCAACGACCCGGGACAGAUUCCCGAAGAAGAUGACGAGGAAAUGAAGAAAGCAAUUCUCAGUUUGAACACCGAGGAACACAUAAAGCUGGAUAUGAAACCCGAUACACCACAGUCUGAACAUGAUCUGCAAAUCGAUACCGAUACGGAUGAUCAGCCAGACGAUGAGCACCCCGCUAGUUUGCUAAGAUUCGAUAAUCCCCCAAAGACGCCAGAUGUGGAUCUGAGUCAAAUCGGUAAGUCGUUAUCGGACGUCGUACAUGGGUCUGUUUCGGCCCCGAAUUCCGUCAAAAAGGAUGACAAACUGGAGAUGCCGGAUACGCCGGGCAAAAAUUGUCAGAUUGUGGAGCCUACGCCGGUUGUUGUUUCUUCGGUGAUCGCCAAAAUAACCACCACAACAGUGGCGGCAAUUUCGUCAACGACUUCUACUGCUACUACAACCGCAACGAUGAGUGCAACUCCCCCGACAACUACAUCUACCAUAAAACCAACAGUUUCGCUGCAGGCACCGAAAGCUGCGCAAAAACAAAUUGCCACGACAACAACUACUGAGCCGACAUCGUCUACGGUCAAGGACUCACAGGCGAAGAUCGUAACAGCAGUAUCUAAAUCGAUAACUGUAUUCACGUCUACGUCUUUACCGACACAGACUAAACCAACAGUGAAACAAACGGCACACAUUCAGCCUCAUCAAUCACAGAUGCAAUCUCCGACGCGUCAUCAAUAUAUCGUACAAGCACCACCCACGAUAACUAUCCCGGAGCAGCACAUAGUCUAUCAACCAGUGGAUACAAUUAUGUCUCCAAGAGGACAGGUGAGCGUUCACGAUCCAAGAAUGCAGUCUCCAAAGCUACAACUUCCGCAGCAAACUGGCUUUCCAAGAACACCGCCAUCGUCGGCAACUAGUCCCAACCUGCCAAGACCACAGCAAUCCACGGUUCCCAACCGGAACUCCCCGCAGCUUAGUCCGGUGAUAAGUUCCCACUCGAUGAUAAUCCAUCAACAGAGUGGUCGCAUCCUGGUGUCUUCACCAACUUCGAGCAGCAGCCAGUUCAGUCCGAAAACUGUUCAAAUAGCCCAACCAGUGCAUACCACCGGACCACGGUUCCCGGUCGUUACGCAGCUGAAGCCAGCUCAAUCACCUCAAAAGGUGGUCGAUCAACUUCCGAUCAAGCAGAUUGGAACCCAUAUUGCUGCUACCAAUACCGCAUCAAUAUCCUCGUCGCAAGCGAAGGAAAUCGCUACCAGCGGUACAAAAGUGGUGACGUCUACUUCGACCAUGCCAACAGUUGCGAAUACUUUUCUCAUCCACAAUACGAAAAUGCCAGAACCCGUACAGAAGGUACUAACAGGAGGUGGCACUCCGACGAAAACAGUCCCCAGUUACAUCCAGCAUUCGGUCAACAAACCUUUUGUACCUUCAAUGCCAGGAAGCCAACAACCAAUUCGUACGACGCAUACGACGCCGGUAUCGUCAACGCCGGUGAAUGUUGCUGUGUCCAAACCCAAAGAGGAUAUCAAGCUCCAGAACACCAUAUCCACAAUAAUGUCGAAUCCCAACCACAACGCCCAAUCUACGCAGGCACUCCCAACAGUGAUCUCUUCUGAUACAUGCGAGAAAUCUUUGACACCGAAUGCAGAAACGCAUUCUGCGGGUGUAGACAGCAGUACAAACAAACAUCAACAGACGAAUUCCAAGCUCGAAUCAUUGACGGCCGAAGAGACCAAGAAACAAAUCACCGAGUCCCAACAGAACAAGGAAAAUAUAGCAAACAUCACCGUUGGUGUAUCCAACACGCUUCCCAGUGUUCUUGCUAUCGACCAGGAAGAUCCCGAGGGCGAUUCGAAGGAAGAUAGCGACUAUUGGUCCACCAAAGACACCAUCAUCGAUUCGGUGAUCAAAAAGGUUGAUGCGCUUUGCUCCGAGGAUGACCCUCCGGAGGGAGGAUCUACACUCAACGAUGAUAAACCGAAACCCUUAGGAACCAUUCUUCAUCCGUCGGAUUUGGAGCCAUCGUGUAAAUUAGGCACGGUAGACGACAAGAAGGCUGAGAAACCAGAACCAACCACGGCAGUGGUUACAACGCCUACUGUUCCACCUCCAGUGUCCACAGUUCAGACGGUCAUAUCUUCCAUCGUACAACAGAGUCCGCCUGUUACCACCGAGAUUGAUACACAUACCGGCGAAGAGGAUGAACACGAUGAUGCGUCUACCGAGAACGCUGUUCAGGAAUCAUCACCUCGUGGUGGAAAAAGAGGAGGACGUCGUGGUGGGGGUAGGAAGACUUCUGAGAGUGUUAGUACUCCGGUUAAAGUACAAGUGUCGGAAACGGAGAUGAACACACCUGCCAAGAGGGGCGGUAAGGCGGGCAGUAAACGGGGUAGAGGUGCUGGAAGAUCCAGUAGUGUACGCGUUGAACCCUCAGUUGUCCAAAGCGUUCCGUUGAGCGGAUUGAAAGCCAAGAGUUUGACAUCUGGAUCGGAUAUCUACGAAUUUCAUGAUGAUUCCGGUGAAGAAGUUACUACCGCUGAUAAGCAUCAACCAGAUGGAACCCGGCCGAGACUGAUAUUGACUAUCAAGAAUCAAGCUGGCACCACAGCUCCAGUUAGUAAUAUCCAAACUACGUCCACCAGUUGUGCACCAGUAGUAACAUCGAUAAACUCAACGCCUCUCGCUACGGUCGGUCCUACCCCAUCUUGUCCAGCGUCUCAGCAGCCUCCAGUGGAAGUUCUGGGUGGUCCUAUUCCGGUCAAUGAUUCUUCAAAAGAAGAAUUUAUUCAUCCAUCGGCUAACACUCGGAAAUCACGACGUUUGCUGGAAAAAGAUGGCCGCACUACGGUCGACGAUAUAAUUGAGGAUGUAAUUCGAAACGGUCCGUCACCUCGAGUCGUACAUCCAGUCCCGAACCAACAGUCUUCAUCGGCGCCGAUGAUUGCUGGCCAGCAGUUCCAAUCACAGCAGAUAAGCAAUUCACCUCAAUCGGCGCAAAUUGGAAUCGCUGCCGCAGGGUCAAAUUUGCAACCGUUACCGCCAUCAUCGCAACCAAUGCAUUCUACAGGACCUACAGAUGCUAGCGGCCAACCGAAUAGGAGGGCCACUAGACAACAGCAUGUAGCAGCAGGUGCUAAUAUUGUUGGAGCAGAUGUUCGCAAAUCACCACGCGCAUGUCGGAAAGGCAAGGAUAGAAAGAUAUCGGAAACCUCGGUGGACAGCAGUGAUGAAAAGUCAUCAUUGGGUCCGGCUAGAACCGGCCAAAUGGAUGUGAAAACCGACGAAAAAUCAGUGUCUGGUAUACUUUCGGCCACCGCACCAAUUACACUCAGUGUUUCGGUCACACGACCCAACGAAACAGCUUCUCUGGCUGACAAGUCUAAAGAAAAGCCGAAAUCAGCUGAUGAAGUGAAGAACGAAUUGGGUUGCUCUCAGGUAAGUUCGUUGAGUUUGAUUGAUCCUGUCACGGGAGAGCUUACGAUGAUGCGAACGAGCAAAGAAGGACAAUAUGUGCCGAUGCCAAAUGCGCCACAACCUUUGAAGAAAGUUAUUGCUGCAGCGGCGAAUGCACAAAAUGCUGCUGAACAGCAGAAGGCAGCGAUAUCAGCAAUUCCACCUGCGUCACCGAUUCCAAAUCGAGCUCUCACACCGGGAUCAUCCCCGUCACCUGGCCUGACAAGGGUACCAACACCAAACACAACGGUGCCUUCCCAUCUGGCGCAACAAAUGGAAGCUCAGAAGCUGACUUCCACCAUAGUAUCGAAACAGAACAGUCAACUGCUGCAAACAUCGCAAGCUCCAACUGUUCCUGCGACCACUGUGGUUGUUCCACCAUCGCCACUCGGUACAGGAACAGUAGUCAUUCAACAUGCUCAAGGGCAUCCUCAGGUUCAACAUCCGCAACCAAUUGUGCAACAAACUUCAACGAAACCGCACACUCUGAAGGCCCAUGUUUUGAACUCGCAGCAAAUGUUGCAACAGCAACAACAACAGCAGCAGCAACACCCGGGAAAACCACCAACCCAGGUCACAUCUCAACAACAAACACAAAUAGUGUACAAAUCGGUGAUCCCUCACCAACAACCUGGUGCGGGAGCUAUACACACAACAACAGGAAAACAGAUUCACCCAAGUACAAGCUCCAAAAUGCCACCGCAAGUUAUUUCGCAGGGUGGACCGUCCCAACCCCCUCAACAGCAACACAUCAUUAUUCAGAAUCCGCUGUCUCAGCAGCAGUUAACCAUCAAUAAACAUACCCUCAUCAACAAAUCGGUGACACACCAAUCGGCAGUACAUCAUCCACCCGGUAGCGGAAAUCUACUUAUCAAUAUACCUCAGAACAUGCAUCAUCUCGGUAGUGUUCAAAUGUCCCCAAGGAUGCCACAGCAUCAUCAGGUGGUGAUCACUAACACCAAACCAACGCCUGGAUCGAUGCAAAGUCAGUCGCAACAUUCGCCUCAUGUCAUCCACAAACAGACCACGGUUCAAACGCAGCAAUCGAACCAACCGAAUCCAUCCGGUACCCAACAAAUCAUCAUACACGGUGGGAAAGUUUCGUCGGGUCAUCAUCAGAUCCCUGCGGGAUACACAACUGUGUUGCAAAGUGGAGGAAAAAUUAUACAUCAAGGUCCGGUUCAGCUUGCAAGUCAGCCACAGCCCCUGAAUCAAGGACAACAGCAGCCGUCGCAACAGCAGCCGCAUCAGCAGCAAUCAAUUGGUAUGCCCGGUAAGCACGCGGCUCACACCAUACAGGUAUCCAGUGGAAGUAGCAUCCCAAUACAGUACCAAUCGCAACCGCUCCAAUCACAUCCGUCUGUUGUUCACAAAACUGUAACCGCCGUUCACGGUGGACAACAGGUGAAAAUCCAGCAGCAUAAAGUUGGCUCGGAAAGCCUCACCCAUAUGCAAUCAGUACAACAACAACUCGGUGGUGGCAAACCGAUGGUCGUUCAGCAUACGAACCCAACCGUAACAGGUAAACUUUCGCUACAUCAGCAACCGCAACAGCAGCAGCAGCCAAUAAUGUCUCACAAUCACUCGGUUGGAUUGACUAAGGGGAACCACGCAAUACAGCAGCAGCAGCAGCCGCCACCAGGAGGUCAAUCAGGUGGUAAUCAACAGCAACAAGUACCUUCAUCCCAACAACUGUUGACGAUUCAGCAGGGCAAGGGUAUCUCUCCCCAUCUGCAUCAGGCUCCACAGAUUCUCACCGGUGCCGUUGCAAGUCCGCCGCUGAAACAGCCACACAUGCAAAGCCAGCAGCCUAUCGUAACGGGAGCAAGCAGUUCUCGCGUGACAGGUCCCCCAAUCAGUCCCCAGGGUCAACCCAGCCAACAGCCAUCACCUGUUUCCCAUCUACGACACGUUCAGCAACCGGGCUUGAACGUACCGCCACAGGUGGCCUAUGAAGCAAAUCCGCAUGCAGAUUUUGCUGGGUUUAUCACUCGCGGUCAAAGCCCACCACCAGCUCAUCAGCAGCAAACGUCACCUAUCACACCGACUGAUGCUACUUUCCGCGGAGGUAUGCCACGUGAUUACGUCAAGUACAUGUACGGUAGAAACAAUAUUCACAUUCCAAGCAGUAGAUCACCAAUGCUGCCAGGUUCGGUGGAGCAGCGAGAGUUGUCCGAAAUGAAAGAAACCGUUGCGGCUAGCCCUCCCCUCGAGUUGCGUCGUCCUUCCAGUGGUCCACGUCCAGUCACGACCGCCGUGCCACAUAGUUUGCAGAGCCCUGGCGAUCGUUCCACAGAUUCACCACAAGUGGCGCAAGUAUACAUUGGUAGCGCUCGAAUCCCGCACACCUACUCGGACUCUCUCAACACUCUGUUCUAUGAUCCGGCGGCGGGUGGUCCCAAUGUGCCACCACGCGCAUUGAGUACCGAACCUCCACCCGCUCACAGACCACACAAUCUGUCAACAGGCGGAGGAGGAUUCCCACCAGGUUCCUCGUACCCUGGCACUCCUAGCCAAACACCACCACCAGCGUCACCAGCGAAUCUUUCACAGGUUCAGCAACGUGAUCAACAACAACAACAACAACAACAACAGCAACGUGAUCGCGAACUGCAGCAACAGCAGCGGGAUCGUAUCACGAUGCCAGCUCAUACAGCGGCCACACCAAUUUCGGCGUCUCCGAUGCCGGUCCACUCUACUGGCGGCGGCGGCGGCGGCAUCCCGGUGGUGAUAUCUCAACAGCAGACCGCAGCCGGACGCAACCUCCAGGUUGCAACGCCACCGAUCGGGGGCGCCCAAAUUCCUAGUGUCCCGCCGCAGAAUGACUCUCUGGAGGCACUGUUGCAGCGCUAUCCCGUCAUGUGGCAGGGGUUACUCGCACUCAAGAAUGACCAAGCUGCAGUGCAGAUGCAUUUCGUGCACGGUAACCCUGGCGUUGCCGGUAGUUCGCUGCCGAGCAACAGCGACGGGACUACGCCGCCCCUGCGCAUUGCCCAGCGGAUGAGGCUAGAGCCGGCCCAGAUCGAUGGUGUCGCGCGGAAGAUGCAAAUGGACCAGGAACACUGUAUGCUCCUUGCGCUCCCGUGUGGACGCGACCGGAUGGAUGUGCUUCAGCAACAGAACAAUCUGCAGACCGGCUUUAUCACCUAUUUACAGCAGAAGCAGGCGGCCGGCAUUGUGAACAUCGCCGCGCCGGGCAGCUCACAGGCCGCCUAUGUCGUACACAUAUUCCCGUCGUGUGAAUUCGCCAACGAUAAUUUGGCCCGCAUCGCACCCGAUCUGAUGCACCGUGUAGCGAAUAUUCAAUAUUUGCUGAUAGUAAUCGCCACGGUAUAAUGUGUUAACAAGGAAGCGAAUAAAAAUAUAUAUGACAACUCUCAACCGAACGUGACCAGAAAGAUAGAAGGGAUUGACACAUCCAAUGAACAUACACUUUACGACAGGACUCUAGCAGAAAGAAUGUAGGGGAAUGUAAAUUGAUCUCAUUAAAUUACUCUAUAGAGUGGUGGAGCUGGCAGAUGAUUUUAUCAUCUUGCAUUCAAGCUGAGAGACGGUUUAGAGUUGAAAGUUAGUUUCAAUAGAGCAACGAGAGAGAGGAGAUACGAUACAAAGAAGAAGAGAUAAGCUAGCGUUGAGAAUACAUUGUUGAAUAAUAUUAUAAGGAAGAGCAACAAGUGGUUAAAUAUAAGCAACUAUUUGAUAAAUGGUUACAUAAUCUUAAUAACCAGAAGUGGAUUAUUGUCAAGUUGAUGAACACAGAAACAAAAAAAGCUAGUGACGAGCAAAAUUAGCUGAAAUGCUAAAUGCAGCUUAAUACACACAAAAAACAAACGCGUAUCUUUGGACGAUAAAUAUAAAUUCGGAAACUGAUUUUUACUACUGUAUAAAAAAAUGGAAGAAAGGAAGUUGAUGUGAAAACUGUGAUUUUGAUCAUAAUUUUUAAGUAUUAUGAACUCUUUAUACUAAUAGGCUGAAACGUUGCAGUAAAGCGCAAGCGCACGUUAAGCUUACAUGUUAAAUAAUUAUAACUGCUUUUCCUCGUUUAGUGAGCAAUAUUGCGCUACAAGAGGACGAACUACGAUUAGGAUUGGUACACAAUACACACUAGCUGGAUGAAGAGGACUCUUCUCUUUCAACUAAUAAUUUAUUGGCUAUUGUUUUUUUUGUUAACACAUAUCUCAUUCAAUUAUUUUUCCCGAACGCGCGGUGUACCAUGUUUUGGCGGCAAGCGAUGUGUCGUACAAUAUUUAUAACAUGUAUAGGAAGUAAAUGUAAUUGUUGGAGCUAAGAAAAUAGCUUAACACAACCGUAGCGAUGAGGAAGAAGGAAAGAGAGGAAAAAAUGUGUAUAAUAUAAUAGAUAUUUGCUGAUAAGAUAGGGAUAUAACUAAUGGUAGUAAACAGUAAACUAAUGAAUACGUUUCAUGAAAAGUUGAGGUUUUGAAACGGAAACGUCGUGAACGCGGAGAAACGCGCUAUGUUUUCUGUGAACAUAGUUAUUGUUUUAUUUUAAAAGGAAAUAAUCUAAGGUAAAUGAUAAACACAUUCACUCUUAUGUAAAUAUAACAGUAAAGGAGUAAUUACAAAUGAGACCAGCAAAUAUUGAAGAAACAUACAUUGUUUUAGAAGACUUAAAAGUAAGAACAUGAAAUUAGAGACAACAGUACACAAAGAUGAAAGUGUACGAUCAAAACACACCACUGAAGUGUGGAAGUAAUACAUACAGAGGUGGGAAAAAACCCAAGAAACCCAAGGAUUCGUUACAUAAAUAUGAAAAUGCAACGAGGAACACUGAACGUAAAACAACUAGCGACUAGAAUUGCCGAUAGACAGCCGGUGAAAUACGGACACGGUCUCCAAAUUUCUAUCAUACUGUUGGUUUACCCUCCGAGGUGAAAACUUUUAUUUUGUCACAAACGUUUGUGGUGCUAUGCAUGAGCAAAUAAUUGCGAGCCGUUUUUCGAAAUUUGUACCUUGUGGGUGCUGCUUUUUAUAUACAUCAUUGUUUGACACAAAAGAGGCUUAUGUAAUGGCAUUUCUUUCAGAAAAAAACUCUGUUUUUCAGUUUCCUUUUACCAAACACACGUGCUGCUCGCUUGAUCGUAAGACAGCGUGUUUUGGUUGUUCCUUCUGCGCUUGCUAUGUCGGCUUGUUACACGUUCAUCGCUUUGAUAGCGAAUAAAUAUAUUGCUCACUAGAAUGAUAAAAAAUGAACAAACACGUAUUCGAUAUGCAUUUCCAACGUUGUGAGAAGAACAAACAGAAAGCAAAGCAUAUUUCUUUCGAUAACAUGAUAGCAAAUAAUAAUAAUGAUGAUAAACAGUUUAGAAAUAUGGCAAACAAAUCGAAGGGCGGAGAGCGCGCAACGCUGGGAAAAGUCGUAAAACUGAAGAACUAUUUAGAUAGCAAAAUUAUAUAAGUGUAUUGAAUGUAGAAACCACGAAGAACAAACAAGGAAGCAUAGUGUAAAAAUAAUCUAAAAUUGGAAGAGCAUCCCACAACACAAGAUGUAAGUUCAGAGGAGUGGUAUGAGCAGAAGAAAUGGCUUGUUUUUUUUUGGGUAAAAUUACCUUUUGCGUACCCUUUUUCUAUGCCUAAAACUGUUGUUGAGGAACAGUAAUGGGGGAAGAAUAACAAUGGGUUUAAAACGGAGAGGUGUCAGCAAAGUAACUAUUCCCUUGCAGUAUAUUUCGAGUUAAAUUUUAAAUAGCCACUCACUCACAUAAACUUGUUACAAAGCUGAAGAGAAGAAGAUAAAAUUAUAGAAUAACUUUAAAACCACAGGUCAGCGUGUAAUUGAAACCAUCGAAACCUUGACUUAGAUUGAAGUAACCAUGGUUAAUUUAACACACAAACACACACAAAGUGAAGAUGGAAAUCACCCUUUCCGUCGAUACAGAAUAAUAUCCACUAAAGAGAAAAAAUUUCGGACACUAAGGCGAGCAAGCAAUUCUACGUUGAAGAGUAUAACACAAAAUGAACUACAACAGCAAAAAAAACACACACACAGUAGAGAAAAAAAAACAUGAAAAUGAAAAAGUUAAAACAGCGUAAUAUUAUUACUAACUGAUUGUGAUCAUCAUGAAUGAAUAUAAUGUACCUUUUUCUGUAUAUUUUGUACAUACUGAUUAUGAUUAAUGAUUAAAAUUGCA
Messenger RNA from Toxorhynchites rutilus septentrionalis, 21998 nucleotides. RefSeq names its product protein split ends (gene spen). The coding region runs from base 1796 to 19183 and encodes 5795 amino acids. Gene Ontology annotation, biological process: regulation of transcription by RNA polymerase II. The transcript is spliced from 13 exons. Gene Ontology annotation, molecular function: mRNA binding. The record is from RefSeq and is a predicted model, not a curated record. Gene Ontology annotation, cellular component: nucleus. NCBI's taxonomy places the organism in Eukaryota, Metazoa, Arthropoda, Insecta, Diptera, Culicidae.